Molecule: messenger RNA, 4445 nt
Organism: Columba livia (rock pigeon)
Lineage: Eukaryota; Metazoa; Chordata; Aves; Columbiformes; Columbidae
Gene: GMIP
Product: GEM interacting protein
Exons: 21
Coding region: 119-3106 (995 amino acids)
Biological process (GO): negative regulation of GTPase activity; activation of GTPase activity; signal transduction
Cellular component (GO): plasma membrane
Molecular function (GO): GTPase activator activity
Source: RefSeq, a predicted model, not a curated record
CGGCUUCACCCACAUGGGCCUCCGGACAAGCUCUUCACAUCCCGUCUGACCGAUGAAUUCGGGAUCUGGGUAAUUCAGGAUUCUGCUGCUUUCGGGGCAAAACGCUGACGAUUCGGCCAUGGGCGACCCAGAAGCGAGUGGUCUCGACAACCAAGAGAGGACACCUGAAAGUAGGAAGCGGUACAGCGAGAUAUUCCGGAGCCUGGAUGCCAUCGAGAUCUCCAUCGGGAACACGGCGGUUGAUAUGUUCAUUGGUGAUGCUGCCAGCGCCGACACAGACCUGAUCACAGAAAAAGAGAGUGUUCCGUUGAAUGAAAAUUCCUGCAAGACAAAAACCAGUUCAGAGAGGCAAGCGCCGGCGGAUAUAACAGUUCAGGAGGCAGAUGAAAUGCUGAUCAAAUGCGAAGGCGGCAUCGACGCCGCCCUGGAAUAUGCCAAAAUGUGGUGUAAAUACGUCAAAGAGCUGCUCAGCUGGAUGGAGAAACGCCUGAGCUACGAGACCGAGUUCGCCAAAGGGAUGGUGAAGAUCGCGGAGUCGGGGCGCAAUGCCAUCUGCCAGCAGCACAACAUGCCCCUGCGAGCGCUCUACACGCUGGUCCUGGAGCACGACAUCAAGGUGGGCAGUUCCGCAGGCGAGACGGUGGGGUUGCUGCAGCAGAAGGAGUUUUAUCAGCCUCUGUCGGCCAAGAAAAACGAAAUCGAGAAAUGGAGGAAGGAAUUCAAAGAUCAGUGGACAAAGGAGCAAAAGAGGAUGAAUGAAUCCUUGGCGUCCCUGCGCAAGUCGCGCCUGCAGUACGCGCAGCGCUGCGAGGAGCUGGAGAAAGCCAAGCUGCUGAGCGCCAGGGCGGAGGACGAGCACCAGAGCGCGGCCGGUGCCAACACCGGCAGCGCCAACAAGCAGCUAGAGAAGCGCCGUCGAUCCUGCGAGGAGGCACAAGCCAAGGUUCAGGAGGCCGAAGCGUUGUACAAGACGUGCAUCGGCGACGCCAACUUUCGGCGGCAGGAGCUGGAGAAGGUGCGAGCGCGGAUCGUCUCCCACGUCCGGAAGCUCAUUUACCAAGGGGACGAGGUGCUGACGUGGGUCACUUUGAGGAUGUUCAAGCAGCGGCAGACGCAGUCGGAACAGAUUCCGCUGGGCUACCAGUACCUGUCUGAGGUCUGCAAGCCGUACAAAGCGGGCGAGAAGUACCUGGAGUUCAUUCAGGCCCUGCAGAAGAAAGACGUUCACGUGGAGGUGUUUGAGUUCGAGCCCCUCGCUCCCGGGGGGCAGAGGUCCCCUCCCAGUGGUAGAAAGAAGAUGGUGCUGCAUUCCAGCGGCGCUUCUCCUGCAGCAAAGGACACGAACGCGCCAGAAGAUCGGCCCAGAAAGCAGCUCCACGCCAACGACGAGCAGAGUGUGAACAAAUCCCUGUGCAGCGACACCGAAAGUCUCGGGGGCAGCUGCGAAUCCCGGUCGCUGGACUCUCCCGGUUCCAGCCCAGGAAACUCUAAUAGGAGGUUGCUGAAAGCUCCAUCCACCGGCACCGUGUCCUCCUCGGAUGAUUUUGAAGAGAGGGAUUCCCUGCAAACCCUUGAAAGCGAAAACGGUACAUCCCAGCAGCAGUUUAAGAACGUCCUGCUCUCCGGCGCGGCGCAGACCCACCGGCUGCGGAAACUGCGGGGCCCAUCCAAGUGCAGGGAGUGCGACACCUUCAUGGUCAGCGGCUUCGAGUGCGAGGAGUGCUGCCUGGCCUGCCACAAGAAGUGCCUGGAGAACCUGCUCAUCACCUGCGGCCACAAGAAGCUGCCCAACAGAGUCCCCCUGUUCGGCGUCGACUUCACGCAGGUGCCACGGGAUUUCCCAGAAGAAGUUCCCUUCAUCGUGGUGAAAUGCACCUCGGAAAUCGAAGCCCGUGCCCUCGGGGUGCAGGGGAUCUAUCGGAUAAGCGGCUCCAAAGCGCGGGUUGAAAAGCUGUGCCAGGCGUUCGAGAACGGCCGGAGCCUGGUGGAGCUCUCCGAUCACUCCCCCCACGACAUCACGGGGGUCCUGAAGCAUUUUCUGAAGGAGCUUUCGGCACCGGUGCUGCUGUCCCAGCUCUACAACGACCUCAUCGCGCUCGCCAAGGAGCUGCAGAAACCCGGGGAUGAGAAGCCGGAGCGCGCGGGCGUCCCCGCCGAUCCCGUCCAGAGCAUGAAGGACUUGCUGAGCAAAUUGCCCGGGAGCAACUACAACACCCUGCGGCACCUGAUUGCGCACUUGUACAGGGUGGCAGAGAAAUACGAAGAGAACAAGAUGUCCCCAAACAACCUGGGCAUAGUGUUCGGGCCGACUCUGCUCCGGCCGGGCUCCGGGAGCGACGGCUCCAUGUCCUGCCUUGUCGACUCCGGCUACCAAGCCCAGAUUGUGGAGUUCCUCAUUCAGAACUACGAGAGGGUGUUUGGGAUGGACGACCUGCCGUCCUCCUUGUCCCUCGGCUGUGAAAAUCCCUCGCAAGAAGCGUCGAUGGCAAAGGAUGAAGGACCUCAUUGCCCUGACAUGGCCCAGAAUGCGAGCCUAGAGAAUCUCUCCUCCGAACGCGGUUUAACCGCCGACCAUGACGACUCGUCUUGCAGGGGAGCCGUGGACGAGCUGACUCUGGAGGGAGCCCACAUCCCAUCAAGCGCAGAUGCUUUAGACAUGAACACAAGCGUUGGCUCUGAGCGGGAGGAGCUACAGGAAAAGACAGACGGCGAUUCGGACGCGGUCCCAGCAACCCAGCCCAGGUGCCAUUUCACCCGGCAACCUGUAAAAUACAUCCGACCGCAGGCGAAAAUAAAAGCGGCCAUCCCCAGGGCUACCGCGUUAACCAACGUGGUGACCGAGUCCGGCGCAGAAAGCGGCUCUACCGGUGGGUCCGUGGCAAUGGGUGUCCCGGAGGAGAGCGGGAGCGGGGACAGCGACACCGCGGCGCUGCGGCAGCGCUCGGGAGGGUGGCAGCAGCUCAAGCGCUUCGAGAUCACGCAGGAAACCGCGCGGAUCGUCUCCAAGUUCAGAGGCGACGAGGCUUCGGCACCAUCCGAGAAUCCUCCGGAGAGCGCGGGGGCUGCGGGGAGAGCGGAGGAGAUCAACCAGGGGACGUAUCUGUAGGGAAACCCCAAGGGGAACAGAAAAUAGACAUGGAAAGGGAGAGGCGACCGAAAUCCUGAGUCUGCUGGCCAAAGGAAUAGCGAUAGGAUGAGAAAAGCGACCUGUUUGUAUUCCCCACGCAGGCCGGCGGGCUUGGAGUUAACCUGGGGUUUGGGUUUUAUUCGUGAACAAACCCAGGGGAGCGAUGCCGGGUCCUGCACUGUGGCCACAACACCCCCUGCAGCGCUCCGGGCUGGGCACAGAGUGGCUGGAAGGGACCUGGGGGGACUAAUGGCCAGGAAGCUCAACAGGAGCCACCAGUGUGGCCAAGAAGGCCAAUGGUGUCCUGUCCUGGAUCCAAACGGCGUAGUCGGCAGGACAAGGGCAGUGAUGCUUCCCCUGUGCUCUGCAUUGGGGAGGCCACACCUGGAGUGUUGUGGUCAGUUCUGGGCCCCUCCGGUCAGGAAAGAGAUUGAAGUGCUGGAGCGGGUCCAGAGAAGAGCAACAAGACUGGGGAAGGGACUGAACACAAGACCCAUGGGGAGAGGCUGAGGGAGCUGGGCUUGGUUAGGCUGGACAAGAGGCUUAGAGGUGAGCUCAGCACUCUCUAGAACCACCUGAAGGGAAGUCGGAGCCAGGGGGGAUUGGGCUCUUCUCCCAGGCACUUCGCAAUAGGACAAGGGGGCUUCAACUUAAAUUUAGGCUGGAGAUUAGGAAGCAAUUCUUCACAGAGAGUGGUCAGGCAUUGGAAUGGCUGCCCAGGGAGGUGCUGGACUCACCGGCCCUGGAGGGUUUUAAGCUGAGAUUGGACAUGGCGCUUAGUGCCGUGAUCUGGUAAACGGGCUGGAGUUGGACCAAGGGUUGGACUGGAUGGUCUCUGAGGGCUUUUCCAGCCCAGUCCAUUCUGGGAUUGAUUCUGUGAUGAGAAGCGAAGCAAAGGGAACGUGCCCCUCUCGGCGUGGAGAAUGACACGAGAAGCCGGGGAAACACGGGUUGAAAGGUGGAGGCAGCUGGAAUAGAGGCCGUCGGAUAGAAAACAUUCUGAAACGGGUCAUUUUCUGGCAGUGCAACAAGCGCCGAUGAAUUUAAAAGCGAAAACAUGACGCUUACCCCAAGCAGGUUGAACAAUCCACACGUUUCCUUUGUGUCAUUGCCAGGCUGUUAGGAAACUGGACCAAAACGUAAAGCUGUAGAAGAAACGCUAAGCAUCUGUCCUUAGUCUUCGUACAGUUCAGGCUCGAGAGGGUUUGCAUCUCCGGAGCAAUGUAUAUUUGUUAAUGGAAUGCUUUGAAUUCUUGAAUCCUAAAUUAUCUUGUACUGUAGAACUUCUGUGAAUAAACUAUGGGGUGUUUUAUUAUUA